ACGCUGCCCGGGUAACGGAGUUUUGGGGUUGCACAGAAUGUUGCCGGCGGCCAAGGAACUCCCGCCAUUUUUCAAUCUGGAUGUCGCACUCCUGUUUGUUUUUACAGCUCUUUGUACAUCGCCGCGUAUUUGGGGAUAAUAUAAGAAAUAACAAGGACCAUCAUCAGCCUCGCUGGAGGAGUCAAACCAAGGUAUCUCAUCCUGACCGCGGGAAAGCGCGCCAGACCCCCUGACGAGCGCCUUCGUUUUGGCUACUGCUCCGUUCAGGAGCUCAGUUGGACUUACUUUUCUUUUAUCUCCGUUUUUAGGAAGGUCUUUUCCCUUUUCUGGUGAAUACCCAUAUUUUCAAUACUGGAACGUAUAACAUCUUUUGCGCCGAGUCGGGGCCAUGACAUCAUCGGCUCAUAGUAGCCAGCCCCGUUCCUGACCAGCCUGCUAUGUGUUAUUGUUUUGCGCUGAGGAUCAAACCAGCCAACCGCUAGCUAGCUAGCCGGCUAGCUAUGUACCCCACGCGUAUUGGGUACCCGGGAAACGUGGGAGGAACUUCGUAAUACCGGCGCUACGGAUACAUGUUAAAACUGUUUUGUGUUUUUAAGGGAAUCCAGAGCAAGCUGUUAGGGACGUAUUUAUUUAUUUAUCAGUGCUUGCCGCUCUCUCGCUAUGGCACCGUUGCUGGGCCGGAAGCCUUACCCGCUGAUUAAGCCUAUAGCCGAGCGGCCAGGCCCAGGAGAAGAUGUCUACAUCAUCGAGCACACCAAGGAGGCCUUCAGGAACAAAGAGGAAUACGAGGCGCGCCUUCAGAAGUACAGCGAGCGCAUUUGGACGUGCAAGAGCACCGGGAGCAGCCAGCUGACGCACAAAGAGGCCUGGGAGGAGGAGCAGGAAGUCACCGAGCUACUUAAGGAGGAAUAUCCGGCAUGGUUUGAAAAGCCAGUUUUGGAGAUUGUCCAUCACAACACCGUAUCUCUGGACAAGCUCGUGGAUCAAGCUUGGCUGGAGAUCCUCACAAAGUAUGCCGUGGAUGAAGAAUGCGAUUUCUUGGUAGGGAAGGAGAAGAGCUUGCGAGUGAAGGUGGUGAAGGUGCAUCCCCUGGAGAAGUCUGAGGAGGAAACCCCUGAAAAAAAGCUUGACGGAGCAUGCGAUUCUCCCUCGAGUGACAAGGAGAAUGCCAGCCAGGAGAACCAGAAGAAGGACUCUUCUAAGGAGGAAGAUGGCAAGAGGGAAAGCCUCUGUGAGCGAGCUCGCCGGUCGCCCAGGAAGCUCCCCACCAACCUGAAGGAAGAGAAGAAGAAGUGGGUGAUGCCGAAGUUCCUGCCACACAAGUAUGACGUGAAGCUCAUCAAUGAGGACAAGGUGAUCAGUAACGUGCCAGUGGACAGCCUCUUUCGCACGGAGCGGCCACCCAACAAGGAGAUCAUGCGCUACUUCAUCCGCCACACAGCUCUGCGGCUGGGCACGGGAGAGAGCUCCCCCUGGGUUGUGGAGGAUGAACUGGUCAAGAAGUACUCUCUGCCAAGCAAAUUCAGUGAUUUUUUGCUGGACCCACACAAGUACUUUGCAGAGAACCCCACAGCUAAACGGAGAAGCUUAAGCACUUCGGAGGCUAAAGCGUCGAAGAGGCAGAAGAUGGCAGGAGGGGAUGCUGGUGUGAUGAACGAGGGGGGGGAGAAGCUGAAAAAGAAGAAGAAAGCCCCGCUUAGCACACAGCUGAGCCCAACCAUCUGGGGUCAUGUGCAGAUCAAAAAGAUGAACGGCUCCCCUCUGAAAGUGAAGAACUCUGGGACUCCCAAGAAAUUCGGCGACGGCGGAGAGGCCGGCGAUGUCAUUCUUUUGACGCCGGGCUUUCAGAAGGGCCCAAAGUCUAGCAAGAAGCAGGGCGACAAGAAGCAAAGUGAGCCCAAGAAGAGCAGGAAGAGCGGGGUCAGGAACUCCAGUAACCAGAAGACCAAGAAGGACGGGAAGGGAGUGAAGAGCCCUAAGAUGAAGCAGAUGACCCUGCUGGACGUGGCCAAGAACAGGUCCAGCGUGAGCCCCAAGAAGAAGGCCAGGAGCACUCAGGGAACCCCCAAGCUGGGGAAGCCCCUGCCUCCCAUGGCGCUGCACCUCCUGCGCUACUACAAGGAGAACAAGGGCAAGGAGGACAAGAAGAGUGCCCUCUCCUCACUCAUCUCCAAAGCGGCUAAGGUACUGACGCCGGAAGACCGCGGCCGGCUGCCAGAGGAGGUCCGUGUCAUGGUGCAGAAGCGGUGGGAACUGCUGGAGCAGAAACGGCGCUGGGCGGCCAUGAGCGAGGAGGAGCGACAGGACGAGCUGCGCAGGAAGCGUGAGGAGUUGAAGGAGAAGCUGCGGGAGAAGGCCAAGGAGCGGCGCGAGAAGGAGAUGCUGGUGCGGAGGGAACAGCAGAGGAGAUACGAAGACCAGGAGUUGGAGGGAAAGAGCCUGCCCAACUUCAGGCUGGUGGACAUGGCCGAAGGCAUCCCCAACACGCUCUUUGGCGAUGUUGCCAUGGUAGCAGACUUUCUGAAUUGCUACUCUGACCUGCUGAUGCCGGACGACCAGUACACUGUCACGGCAGCGGGGCUAAUGGAGGCCCUCGGCACAGAGCGGGGUGGCUUCUUCUACCUGAAUCGUGUGCUGGUGAUCCUGCUGCAGACGCUUCUCCAGGACGAGUUGGCCGAGGGUUACCGCGAGCUGGACAUGGCACUUUCCGACAUCCCGCUCACCAUGCACUCCGCCUCCGAGCUGGUGCGCCUCUGCCUGCGCCCGCAGGAUGCCUGCGCUGACGGCAGCACCUCCGAGGACUCGGCCGACCCCGACCCCGACGACGCCGUGAGCACCGAGAUCCUGGAGAAGCUGGAGACGUCGGAGGUGUUCGAGCUGAGCCCGCAGGAGAAGGCCGUCCUGCUGGUGGCGCUGUGCCACCGCAUCCUAAUGACCUACUCGGUAGAGGACCACGUGGAGGCCAUGCAGCAGCGCUCCGCCGAGCUGUGGAAGGAGCGCCUGGCCACGCUCAAGGAGGUCAACGACCGCAAGAGGGCCGAGAAGCAGAAGCGCAAAGAGGAGAUGGAGGCCAAAGGUGCCUCGGCAGGCUGGGUCAAGCUUGAGGGCGGCGGGGGGUCUGCCCCGGUGUCCUCGGGGAAGGCUGACAAAAAGAAAGAAGGCGGGGGUAAGAAAGACCCCCCCAAGGCCAAGUCGCUGCCCCCGCCUGCCGAAUCGGAGCCUGAUGACCUGAUCAGCACCGUGAAGAGCAGGAGGCUUCAGACCAUCCAGGCUAAGAAGGAGAAGGAGGAACAGGAGAGGAUCAACAAGGAGCGGAUGGUGAAGGAGGCAGAGGAGGAGCGCGUGCGCAAGCAGAAGGCCGCCGCGGAGCGAACCUUCCAAGAGGGCAUCAGGAAGGCCAAGCUGGUCCUGCGGCGAGUCCCACUGGGCACAGACCGUAACCACAACAGGUACUGGCUGUUCUCUGACGUGGUGCCAGGUCUGUACAUAGAAAAGGGCUGGGUGCACGAGAGCAUCAACUACAGCUUCACUCCAUCCCCCGAGGAGGUGAAGGAGGAGCCCAGCGUGGAGGAGGAGAAGGAGGAAGAGGAGUGUGACGUAGAUGAAGUUGCCCAGACGUCGCCGCAGGCUGCCCCACAGUCCUCUGUGGAGACGAGCGUCCCCAAACACGGGCAGAACCUCUGGUUUGUGUGUGACACUACGCGGGAGCUGGAGGAGCUGAUGGGGAGCCUCCACCCUCAGGGAGUGAGGGAGAGUGAGCUCAAGAGCCGCCUGCAGUACAGAUACCAGGACAUCCUGCGCUCCAUAUGCUUGGCUCGCAAGCCCAACCUGGGCCUGAAGACCUGCGACGGCCAGCAGGAGCUGCUCAAGUACCUGCGCAGUGACAUCAUGGAGGUGGCGUCGCGUCUGCAGAAAGGGGGCCUCGGAUACAUGGACGACAUCUCCGAGUUUGAGGAGAAGGUACGUUCUCUGGAGAACCUGAAGGACUUUGGCGAGUGCGUCAUCACCCUCCAGGAGAGCGUUAUCAAGAAGUUUCUCCAGGGCUUCAUGGCUCCCAAGCAGAAGAAGAAGCGAAAGCAGGCAGGGGAGGAGAGCAGCAAGGCAGAGGAGCCGGACGAGGAGAAGAAGCUGUCGGAGGAGGCGCGGGUGGCGACGGCGGUGGAGAGGUGGAAGACCGCCAUCCGCGAAGCACAGACCUUCUCGCGCAUGCACGUCCUACUAGGCAUGCUGGAUGCCUGCAUCAAGUGGGACCUCUCCGCGGAGAACGCACGCUGCAAAGUGUGCCGCAAGAAAGGAGAGGACGACAAGCUGAUCCUGUGUGACGAGUGCAACAAGCCCUUCCACCUGUUCUGCCUCCGCCCCGUGCUGUACUCCAUCCCUGACGGGGAGUGGCUCUGUCCUGCCUGCCUGCCUGCCGGGGCGCGCCGCUGCUCUCGUGGCAGGAACUACAAAGAAGAAUCUGAAGAGGAAGAGGACUCUGAGGAAGAGUCUGAGGAAGAAGAGGAUGAUCCUCAGGAAGAGGAAGAGGAGGAAGAUGAUGACUUCAAGCCCAUUGGACACAGCUUGAGACCGCGGAAGGCGACCAAAGGGAAGCAGUCAUCCUCCCGCUCCAAGCAGCCCAGCAGGGCGGCGGCCAAGAAGCAGUUGCCCCGCGGAGGGAGGGCUAGGGCCUCGGCAGGCAGCCUCGCAGAGCCCGAGGAGCCGGUACGGCAGAGCUCCAGGAUGGGUGGCCGGAGGCACAACGUGGAGUUGGAAAAGUGUGAGGACGUUCUGCAGAAGCUUAUAAAGUACCGCUGCAGCUGGCCGUUCAGAGAGCCAGUGUCCCCUGAAGAGGCGGAGGACUACCUGGACAUCAUCUCCCAUCCCAUGGACUUCCAGACCAUGUUGCAGAAGUUCGCAGAAGGCCAGUACCGGCACAGCAGCGACUUCCUGGAGGACAUGAAGCUGGUGUUCUCCAACGCGGAGGAGUACAACCAACCGGGCAGCGUUGUGCUGUCCUGCAUGGCCAAGACAGAGCAGACCUUCGUGGAGCUGCUCCAUAGGAUGGUGCCGGGCCUGAGCUACCUGCGGAGGCGGCCCAGGAGGCGUCAGGGGCGAGUGGAGGAGGCAGCCCGGGGUGCGGGGCGGACUGCCAGGCGGGGGGAGGAAGAGGAGGAGCAGGAUGAGGAGCCGCCCGGCCGGCAAACCAGGCGGGGGCGUGUGGCACGGCUGGCCUGCGAGGAGAGCGACAGCGAGGAGGAGGAGGAGGAGGAGGUGCGCUCACGGAGGACCGGCAGACGUGCUGUGGCCGCCGCCCACAGGGAUGAGCGCGAGCCGGAGAGUGACGGCGAGCGGAAGGCGGGACGGCCGCGUAGGGGGGCGCGAUGUGGGCCGGAGGGCAGGAGACCCUCGCCCCUCAAGAGGGGGGAGGCUGAGGAGGAGAGCAGCGAGGAGGACAAAGCCAGCCAGCGACAUUCCAAACGGCAGAAGCUGCUCACAUGAGGAGCAGAGAGCAGAGGGGAUUUGCAUUCUCUUUGUCUGGGUGAUACUGAGAUCCUGCCGUUUAUGUCCACAAGUCACACAACCCCUUCCCCCAUUUCCUUUCUGUCCAUCUUUUGAAAAUCUGAUUUUAAUACCUGUAAUGUUAACAUUGGUGUAACCCCCGUCCUCGGCCCCGAAAACGGACAGAAUGUUUCAGUAUUGAGUGAAGUGAGCGCUUUUAUAAAACAAUUUCCUUUAUCCUGUCUGUAUGUUUUGGUAUCCUGAUCAUUAAAAUGGACCGCUCGGUGAUCUGGGCCCGUGGCUCUGGCACGAGUUUAAUGCUGAAGGAGGGAACUUUGAUGCAGAUGUGGGAGGGGCGGGGGGCUGGCAGCUGUGGGGGGAGAGGGAGAGGGAGCUCGCAGCUGUGAAUUAAACUUGUAACUCUUUGGACUCUUUAUUCAACACUGAAACACUGGCGUCCCGUUUCCUGGCUCCAGCUGAGUUUGGGCCCAGUCUUAAAACUCACUCUGGAUAUUCUUUUUCUUUUCCCAUAUGCAACAAUCUGAUCACUGCUAUAAUUAUGCAAUUUAUUAUUUUUUUUUCCAUUCUAAUGAAAUACUUUUUUCAGAAAGCAGCUCUGGUGCAAGUCCCUUCUGCUUUAAGCCAAUACUGGAAAAGGUGCAAGUUCUAUGUUUGUCUCGACAAAUCCAGGUAAACGUGCUGUUCCUGUUGGCAGGAAUCAAACUUGAAUUUAAAUUGACCUUUUUUUUCGUUUUGGGUCAGCAGAUGGCGCUAUAUGUGUGCAGUGUCUCCAGUGAACUGCAGUUAUAACAAUUCUACCUCUUACUUACCUCAUCGUAAAUGAUAUUGGACAGUAACACCCCCGUGGACCCAUUUAUAAUACCAAUUUUUAGGUAAUUCUAUUUCAAGAUGUCAAAAUAGAACUGACAACUUUUUGUGUUUCCUGCAAACCAAAAGAAAAUAUCGGCCUGGUCUGCUCUUGGUUCUACAGCAGUUGGAUUAUAUUUUUGUUGAACCCCUUUUUAUAGACAUGGGUUUGAAGACGUACGGUACAUUUUUGGCGUAGAAGGCGGACAGCCUAUGAUUAGCCAUUUCAAGCCGUGUCAAACCACAAUCCAGUUCUAUCUGCCAGCUGUGUGCCCAGGUCCCAGUUUAGAUUGGCUGAACCCUCUCCUCUCCAUUGGUCACCAAACAGGUGACUGGUAUCUUUGUUUUAAUUUCACACUGCUAUUUGUCAUCUGCAGAAUAAAUAUUAGGCAGCCAUCAUCAGCCCUUCUAAUAGAAACGUAUUUGCAUGCUGUUUGCUUCUGUUUGCCUUAAAUCAGGCAUUGCUGGUUUAAUAUGUUAAAACCUUAAAUUGUUACUUAAAUCCUUUAGUCCUCAGUUUUAGCAACUUGAUAUUUAACGAUAUCAAGAGUAUAUUUUAACCGUCUUGCGUAGUCCUUCCCUCGCCCUGCGCAGCACUGAAGGUGUGGUUUGGCGCUCUGACCACUAGGUGUUGCUCUUGUCUCGCAAUAAUGUAGGUUUGCGGUCAAACGAGUCUGAAGGCUUGUUCUCCGAACCAGCCCCUGGUUGCCCUCUGACCUCUCUCUGCGCUUCAUGUGGCCUCCUGUCCUGCCAGCGGCUGGACAGCCGAGUAGCUGGUGGUGUAGAGAAGGUCCAGGCUCUGCUAGCUUGGGCCCCGCAUCGCGCAUAUCCCAUCUCUUCUUUCAGGCACUUGAAUUCUCUUCUCCAGUAGCCACGUUAAAUAUCUUACAUUAGCUUUCAUCUGUCGCAAAGCUUUUUUUGAGCUAUAUAUUUGCAGGGACGCCCUGUUGUUUUUAUGGCUGGAUUUGGAUGUGAUGUCAUCGGGGGGGGGGGGGUACACAAGUCUGUUGACUGUUGCCCCCAUUUAUAGAUCAGUUGUACAUGCUUUCUUUGUUUACUCAGACUCAAAGUCUGCAAUGACUCUGUUUUUAUAGGCCCUGAAUAGGCUAAGAUGAACAAGUUGGACUCCAUUGUAAUUCUAAAUAAAAAUAAAUAAGCAUUUUAAUUUUA
Messenger RNA from Paramormyrops kingsleyae, 7518 nucleotides. RefSeq names its product bromodomain adjacent to zinc finger domain, 1B. Gene Ontology annotation, cellular component: WICH complex. Gene Ontology annotation, molecular function: histone binding; histone H2AXY142 kinase activity. The record is from RefSeq and is a predicted model, not a curated record. Lineage: Eukaryota; Metazoa; Chordata; Actinopteri; Osteoglossiformes; Mormyridae. Gene Ontology annotation, biological process: DNA damage response; chromatin remodeling.